AAUUUUAUAGGCCAAUGUGGUUCUUGAAAAUGAAUUAGACGUUUUUUAGGAAAGGAGUCUGAAGGUCUGAAAGUUUAUUUGGGGGUCAACAGGUGGUUAACAGAUGUAGAUCUAGUACGUUGCACUGCAGCGAAAAAUUUUGAAAUGAUCUCAAUCAUCAAUUGUCUUUUUUUAAUUCUCAGAGUAAAUGUUGAUGAAGCUGAUGAGAAAAUCGAAUUAUCAAUUGUCAAUGAAAAAUCGAAACUGCUUGAUGAAGUAUCGCAAGAGACGAAUACAGGAAAUGACAAUGAGCUGCAGGUGCAACAAAAUCAACGCCAGCCUCGGGAAGGGUCUGGGACUAGGACAAUGAGGGGAACUGGAACUGACCCUCAGGAAGGGCCUAGAACGUUGACGUUUUUCUACAAAGAGUGUUGUCGUCUGAAAAGAAGGAAUGAAAACGAAUGUCAGUGCGGAAGACCCAUUGCAAGCCAUCCAGAUGAUGUGGCGAAUGGAGUUGGGGACAUUUCGGUAGAUGGAGAGUGGACUUCUCAAAACGAUACAAAAAAGGUUCCUUCAACUGAAAAAAGAGUAUUUUUCCCGCUGAAUGAAGUUACUGGAAGCCAGGCCAAAAGUGCUCGGUACAUUCGUAUUAGUGAUGACACAGAUAUCACAGACGCUUGUUGGUAUCAUAAUUCUGGUAUGUGGGAGGAAGACAGGCACCCUGAAAUCUCUAUAUCAUUUAUUGGUGGCUGCCUUAAAGAUUCCAUCAGCGAAGAGCUUGACAAUACACUCAGAGUUGGAAUUACAACUGUUUUGGAUGUUUUGAAUUGCAUAUUAAUCACUAGAGGUUCUCAUGUUGAACUUCCCAAAUUGAUUGGAUCAAUUUUUAAUGAAAAAUCCAAAAGAUGGAACCAAUGCAGUACCAGCAGCUGCAUCGGUGUUAUACCUUGGGAAUGCGUUAAAGGAAAUGAGUCUCUAGACCUUGAAGAGGGAGAAGAAAAUGCACACUACAAUCCAGAGAUUCAAGGAGAGAGCAGUCGCUUUCCUCUUGAUCCCAAUCAUAGUGAUUUUUUUCUUAUUGACGAUGGUUCAUUGAAGCCCUUAGGGAUUGAAAUCGCAUUUUUCUCACAUCUAUCACAUGGUUUUUGCAAAGAUUUCAUCACAAGUAUCUGCAUUCUUAUUGGAGGAGGCCGAACAAGUCUUAAGAUGAUGCAUUCAGUGCUUUUUCCAGCAACUAUUUCAAUCCACCCUGUUCCUGUAAUAAUAAUGAAAGGCAGUGGUAGACUUGCUGACCUUCUCUCUGAGCUGCUCCAUUGUUGGGAAGAAAUGAGCACUGUGUCUGAAAAAGAGGAAAAGAUAAAGACACUUUUGCAAAGUUUUGGAAUAUGCAACACUGCCCUUGAAGAAUACGUGAAAUUGGUUUUUGAUUGUGUCAAUGAUAGAAGAGAUUUUCUUUUCGAAUACGAAGUUGGUAAAGAAAGUGAAGAUCUGAAAGCAAAGAUAAUCGAAGCAGCUUUGAAAUGUGUCGAGAUGUUGCAGUUCAAUGAGGAAAAAAAGAAAACACAGACGAAAAUAAGACUUGCAAUGGAAUCAAGUAACUCUGCUCUUGUAAGAGAUCUUGUAAGAAACACGAAUCAACAACAGCUUGACUACUUACUGUUAAAAUUUUUUGUGGAACAAAAGAUGAAAGGAUUGAGAGAUCUCAUUGAGAAGUACGAAGUUAACUUGCAAGGAUUUGCAGAACAUUGGCUGCAUCUCUUGUACCAAAUUGACGAUAGUCGAGAUGCGGGAAACAGAAUUUUUAAGUUCUUCAAAAAAACAAAACCAGUUUCUGAAAAUCAACAGCAUCCGUUUGAUAUUGACGAUGCCUUAAAAUUUCUAUGUCAUAACGAGACAGCAGAUGGUAUUCAUGAACUUUUAGGAGAUAGAAUCGAAUACCACAAGCAGGCUGUCAAUGCAGUACAGUCACUGCUGAUUAAUCGUACUCUCAGACUUCAUCUUGAUACAGUUAAACUACUAUGGUUUUGCGACAAAUACCAUCCAUUGUCAAAUGCACUUCUUGUGCAUGCGGUUCUCUCUGGCAUUUCCAAUACUAUCAAAAAGACAGAAGUAUUCCGAUAUGUUCCCAACAAGCUGAAAGACACUAUUGAGUUCUUCAACAAGCAAAUGAUAGAUUUGCUGGAAAUUUAUUACAAAACAGACCGAGAAAUGACCGAAGAAGUAUUGACGACAAGAUUGCCGCUUUGGAAGAAUCAGACGUUCGCGGAAGUAGUAGGAAACCUUGAACUGAAAGAUAUCAUCGAACGACCGGCUUGUGAGCUGGCUCUUAUGAAAUCCUGGAGUGGGGAGGACAAUCGUCAUAAGGAGAAGCUCAAAAGGUUGAAAGAGAGGGCCGAUCAAUCUUGCUGUUGCUCCAAACCUCUUUACUGGCUUUGGUAUUACAUGAAUUACAAAAUGGGAGUGCCAAAUGUCAAGUUUUGGCUACAUGUCAUCGUGUAUGUUCUGCAUCUGCUGGCAUUUUCCUUCUUCGUUUUAUCUUGGGAAACCAAGGCUCACGAGGUGAUUAAAUGGGUGGUUUUGGUUUUUGUGUUUGGCUUGACACUAGACGAGAUUAGGCAGAUUGUAUCUGUCCAAAAGGGAUGCCUGAACAAUUUGGCACAAUGGAAGUCAAGUGUUUGGAAUAUUCUAGAUAUCAUCAGCUUCAUACUGUACUACUUAGGCUUUGGCUUGGAUUACUACGAUCCAUUCAUCUCCAAGGCAGUGUUUUCAUUCUACCUCUUGCUCUCUUGGAUAAAAAUUGCACAAUUUUUAAGAAAGUCGGAGGAUAUUGGUCCUUAUCUGGUUAUGAUUAUCGAAAUGCUGCUACGGAUGAAGUCAUUCCUGAUUGUCGUCACCAUUUCGGUUAUUUCUUAUGGUGUUUUGCUGACAGCAAUGCUUUUCCCCGCGUCAACCUUGUCUUGGACAACAGUCUUCACCAUUUUCUUCCGACCAUACCUUUUGCUAUUUGCUGACGCUGGACUCGAAACUUAUGAAUUGAACAACAGUACAACUGUAUUUGGGACACCAAAAGUGAAUUCAGGAUACGAAAUUGCUGUUGUGAUUGGAAUGGCUAUUUUUCUUUUGUUUGCAAAUACACUCCUUAUCAAUAUUUUGAUUGCCGACUUCAGCAAUAUUUACGACAAAACCCAAAAAUGCUCCAAUCAAAUCUGCCAAUAUGAGAAGUUUGUUCUUUUGAAAGAGUUUAUCAAGAAGCCAAUCCUACCAGCGCCUUUAUCGAUUUUUGAAAACUGUUGGAUUCUGCUGAAGUAUAUGUGCAACCGAGGAGAGGAUUGGAAAGCAAAAGAUGUCAUUGAGGAUGUGAACGUUGACAUCAAGAAAAGGAACAUAGCUGAGUUUGAGCAUUACUGUUUCAAAAAAUUGUAUCCAAAAGUACCAGAUUUGACCUGAGUGUUUGACUUGGUUGAUUUGCCUGGAAUACUAAAGAAUGCCGAGGCUCUCGUUUUCAGUAUGACGUUUUGCCACUUAAGCUGUUUUGCGUACAAUUUUUACUACUUUUUUGCUACUUUAGCUAUAUGAUCGUAAGCAGUAAGAUAUGGUUAUUUUUUCAAGAUUUUAUUCAACAAGCAUUUUUAUUUGUAUAUAUUUUUUUUAUUUGUAAAACAAGUAGUUUUGAGGUGCAUACUGUAAAGCCUACUAAUAUUUGCGAGAACAGACUUCAUUUUUCUAUCGGGAUAAAAACACUACAGCCGUUUAAUGUUGUUUAGUGUUAUAAAUUUUUAUGUCUUGGUCACACUUCCAAAAAGAAAAGUCAUGCAAAUUGUACCAUUCAAGAAUGCAUUUUCCACUUUCAUUUAUAACUGUGAGGACUUGGAUUGAUUAGAAGUAGAAUCAGUGUAAAUUACAUUUGCCCCAAUACGUCCCUAAGUAACUUGAAUCCUACUUGGACGUGCAUGUUAAUGAGAAACUGAGUGAGAUUUUCGUUUGAUAUGUGUUAUUUAAUUUGAUACAAAGUCCUUUUUAAUGAUGUUAUGGCCCUUUUUCAAACUGUUCUCUUUCCACGUCUUGGAUGCUGGACCAAUGUUUAAAAACAACGCGCAGUUUCUAAGCAAUACCCAAUUCGACAGUAUUAUUGACAGUUUUUCCGUGAAAACGAGUUUUUGCUUUGUGGCCAAAAUUAUGUUUUGGUCGAGUAUUUUCAUUAAGUUGAAUAGUUUGUUUAAAGUACAUUAGUUGCUCAUGCUGCCAUUUGUCAUGUUUAGUAUUUAAGUUUUUUCUUCAGCUGGUUUCUGUUCCAAUUUUCAGUUAUCUAUCAUGAAAUAAUUGGAAAGAAUAA
Molecule: messenger RNA, 4312 nt
Organism: Rhopilema esculentum
Lineage: Eukaryota; Metazoa; Cnidaria; Scyphozoa; Rhizostomeae; Rhizostomatidae
Product: transient receptor potential cation channel subfamily M member 7
Biological process (GO): monoatomic cation transmembrane transport; metal ion transport
Cellular component (GO): plasma membrane
Molecular function (GO): monoatomic cation channel activity
Source: RefSeq, a predicted model, not a curated record